Prunus mume (Japanese apricot) is the source of this 1397-nucleotide messenger RNA. RefSeq names its product F-box protein SKIP19-like. NCBI's taxonomy places the organism in Eukaryota, Viridiplantae, Streptophyta, Magnoliopsida, Rosales, Rosaceae. Gene Ontology annotation, molecular function: protein binding. The record is from RefSeq and is a predicted model, not a curated record.
ACCACGGUCGAAUGUAGGCCCAGAACCAACCAAAACGCUUGUAUCGCACUUGUUCCGAAACUUCGUAUUUGAUCAGUGAUUUUGCCACUCUCCAGCGGCAAACCCUAAUCUUCCAUUUUCCCGAGAAUCCCCAUUUCGAAACUUUCCCGCACAAUCCCAGAAUCCAAACAACCAAAACUCAUGGGCAAGAAAAGAAACAAGAAGACCCUCGUCUGGAGGCCCAAACCCAAAUCCAGAACCCCCCCAGCCGAAAUGCGAAACUGGCUGGACCUUCCACGGGACGUCACCGUUUCGAUACUCUCGCGACUCAGAGCGGUCGAGAUUCUGGAGGGCGCGCAGAUGGUGUGCAUGGCUUGGCGCAUCAUCUGCAAGGACCCUCUCAUGUGGCGCACCAUCGACAUGGCCAACGAUGCCGAUUACGACGACAUGUUCUACAACUUGGAUGCGAUGUGCCGCCACGCAGUGGAUCGUAGCUGUGGCGGUCUGGUCGAUGUCAAUAUCGAGCACUUCGGCGACGACGAUCUGCUUAAGUAUAUCACUGACAGUUGCGGUGGGAUCAGACGCCUCCGGCUAGUUAGUUGCUAUAGCAUAUCACGCGUGGGGUUGGGUAAGGUGGCUUCGAAGCUUACUCUGUUAGAGGAGCUUGAGAUCUAUGUAUGCAAUCUGUCACGUACAUCUCUAGAAAUGGUUGGGCGCUCUUGCCCUCUUUUGAAGUCAUUCAAAUUGAACAGGCCCGAAUUUUCGGUUUAUGGGAUCAGUGGGUUUGGUGCCUAUGAUGGAUUUGAUGAUUGGAAUGAUGAUGAGAAUGGUGAUGAGAAUGGUGGCCCUGUGAUUGAUUCUUUCGGGAAAGAUGAUGAAGCGCUUGCUAUAGCAGGAACGAUGAAUGGUUUACACCACCUUCAACUUUUCGGGAAUCGGCUCACCAAUGAUGGCUUGAGUAAGAUUCUUGAUUGUUGUCCUCAUCUUGAGUCACUUGAUCUGCGCCAUUGUUUCAAUCUUGAUCUGAAGGUAGCUUUGGGAAAAAGAUGUGCUGAACGAAUUAAACAGUUGCGCCUUCCCAAUGAUUCCAUUGAUGACUAUGAAUUUCGUACUGCACCAUGUGACUAUGGAUUUUAUAAUGAUUCUGAGGACUUUGACUGUGAUGAUGAUUAUCCUUAUGAUUUUAAUGGAUACUACUCGGAUGAUAGUGAUUUCUAUGAUGAUUUUACCAAAAUUCGAUUCUCUGACCUGUUUUGAAUUCGAGACCGUCUAGCAGCUGAAAUCUGGGAAACAGAGAGUAGUAUUGAAUUUGGAGGGAGAGUGAGAGCUGAAACUUUUUGGAUUGCCCUUGUAAACUUGCUGUUUUAUGAGAACAAUGUCAAGUUUUCUAUUUUGAUCAUGGAAAGUUGGUUGAUUAU